AUGAGCACUGCGGUUUCUGCCUCGUCUUCCACGGCCGCUGCGAAGGACGACUUGACUCCUUUCGAGCGGAUGCUCAGCGGAAUGGCGAGUGGUAUUUUGACGAAGACUGCAUGCGCCCCGAUGGAUCGCCUUCGUCUUCUCUUCCAGGUUCAAGGCAUGCUGUCCCACCAACAGGAGAGACAGAAGGCUGCGCCUCACUCCCCCUCAGGUGUCCCAGCUUCUUCACCUUCGUCUCGCCCUUCUGUGCAUCCUUUCGCUUCCCCCCUCUCUGCUUCUGUUUCUUCUCCGUCCCCUCCUUCCUCGUCUGUUUCCAAUGCUUCUCUGAGCCUGCCCUCGGGUUCGGCGCAGUUCCCGACGCCUUUGUCGCUUUCGCAACAAGCGUCUUCCCCGAAGAAGUACUCGGGAGUCCUUGCGUCUCUGCGUCUCGUCAUUCAAGAGGAGGGCGUGCCGGGGUUGUGGAGAGGCAACGCCGCGAACGCCUGCAGAGCCGCAGCGGCGUAUGCAGUGAAGUUUCCGGCGAACGAUUGGGCGCGCGGACUGAUCGAGCGAAUGCAGAAUUCGAGUGGGCUCUUCGGCGAAGCUACAAACCGAAGCGGCGGGGCACAGCCUGACACAGGCGGUGGAGCGGCUGGCGCGCUCAAAGAGAGUCUCAACCAGGCUCAAACUGGCGAAAACCAGGUGUCUGGACGCGUCAAGGCGAGGGAAGAGAUGGAGGGGAAGACGGAAAAAAAGGGCAAAGUUGGGGUGGCGGGUUUGAUGCUUGCGGGAUCCAUUGCUGGUGCGCUCCAGAAAGCUCUCUGCUACCCGCUCGAUCUCGUCUCUGUCCGGAUCGCGAUGGGCAUCAACACCGCCGCUCUCGCGGGAUACGCAGCGCAAAAUGAAUCGGAAAGCAAGGCGUCGCCACGCACAUCAGCCAGAGGCGCCCUCGCCUCUUCUCUCCCUUCACAGGCUGUGCCGUCGUCUGCGUCUGCUGCCUCGUCUUCGUCUCCGUCCUGUUCUCCCCUCCAGCGAGCGGCGUCUCCGCACCGCAUGAAACAGGAAGCGCGGCUUUACUCCGGAAUCGCGCAGUGCGUGACGCGUAUAUACACGACAGAGGGCCUUCCCGGUUUCUACAAGGGCUUCGCCGUCUCCCUCUGGUCAGGGGCGCCGUACGUCAUGCUGCAGAUGACUUUCUACGAACUGUGGAAGAGCCUUGCAAACUUCUGCGCCCAGAUCAUCGUCUUCCCCUUCGACACAGCCCGCAAGCGACUCAUGGCUGACGGGAUCGACGGACGAAAAAAACUAUCCUGUCGGGCCUGCUUGAUUUCGAUUUACCGGCGCGAAGGCUUCGCCGCAUUGUUCGCGGGUCUCUGGCCGGCGACGCUUCGGUGUUUGCCGGCAGGCGCUCUUCAGUUUACCUCCUACGAGUGUUUCAAGUUUUUUUUCCAGAUGCAACACGAAAGACACAACGGCAUACACCUUCAGAGUACUUGA
Neospora caninum is the source of this 1473-nucleotide messenger RNA. RefSeq lists its product as hypothetical. The transcript has 3 exons. Lineage: Eukaryota; Apicomplexa; Conoidasida; Eucoccidiorida; Sarcocystidae. Gene Ontology annotation, biological process: transmembrane transport. Bases 1 to 1473 code for a protein of 490 amino acids. The record is from RefSeq and is a predicted model, not a curated record.